Messenger RNA from Cladophialophora yegresii CBS 114405, 3108 nucleotides. RefSeq lists its product as uncharacterized. Bases 1 to 3108 code for a protein of 1035 amino acids. NCBI's taxonomy places the organism in Eukaryota, Fungi, Ascomycota, Eurotiomycetes, Chaetothyriales, Herpotrichiellaceae. Gene Ontology annotation, cellular component: cytoplasm. The transcript has a single exon. Gene Ontology annotation, molecular function: ATP-dependent chromatin remodeler activity; ATP binding. The record is from RefSeq and is a predicted model, not a curated record.
AUGGGUAACUCCAAGCCUCCUCUAGAGUCCCAGGACAAUGACAAGAAAGCCGUUCCUACCGAAAUAGCUGCAUCACAGCCACUUUAUCCGAGCCUACAGAAUGCCUUUGCAGAUCAGCCUCAAUUCGGGAGACCGUCAAUGCCAGGCGCCUCUCCACAGCCGUAUUCAAGAACACAGCCUCUUGUCAGACCGAACAGCUCUGCUCCGCGACAAGUCAGCGGCAGUCAACCACGAGACAAGUAUUCCAACCUGUUCGUGUCUGCGAAGAAUCCAUCGCAGCGCCCAGCGCUACACAAACCGAGGGCUAUUGCCGACCCUCUACAGGCCUUUAAGAGCGGCCAGACUGCGACGCAGCCCGCCACUUCGACUUCCUCACGACCAGAUUCUCGUGAUAGCGACUUGUACGAGAUCUCCAAGCCUGCGAACGUUCCCAGCUGGCAGCCUAAACCUUUCGUCGCGCCCACGUUUUCAUCUCAUCAGCCUCCAAAUCAAUUCUUCAGACCUCAAAAUGUCGUGGACCUCACAAGAGACCUUCCCGUUCCACAAAGAACUACGUACCCUUCGAAUAACCCCUCCUACCAGUUCGACCGGUUUGAAGCCACAGAUCCCUACACAUAUAUGGAUUCGGCCAAGGCUAACGAAGAGAUCAAGGCUUUGCUGGAAGGCGCUCUCGAAGACGAGGAAGAUAUCCCGCGCACGAGACGGAGAAAGAAACAAGUGGACGAGAAGCUCGAAGAUCUUGCCAACAAGGUGAAGGCCCUCGAGGUGACCAGUGAAGACAAGACAGACGACCCCAGUCACGAGAAGAUUGAGGAAGAGGACGAUGGUGUCGUUGAAGGUCUCAAGGUCAAACUGCUUCCUCAUCAGAUCGAUGGUAGGGACUGGAUGGUGAACAAGGAGACCGGGAAAAGCCCAACCAAAGGUGGCAUUUUGGCCGACGACAUGGGUCUCGGGAAGACUAUCCAGUCGAUUGCUCUAAUUCUCACGAACCCUAAGCCCAGCGGAGAGGAAGCCUCAGGGGCCAAGCGCAAAUUCCCAGAAGGAGUUGGCAAAGGCACACUUGUUGUCGCGCCCUUAGCUUUGAUCAAGCAAUGGGAAGGCGAAAUCAAAGAUCGCGUUGAAGAGGAUCAUGCCCUCAGAAUAUGCGUUCAUCAUGGCCCGCAGAGAGCGAAAAGUUGCAAGGAAUUGAAAAAGUACGACGUCGUUAUCACGACAUACCAAACUCUGUCCUCCGAGCAUGGCGGAUGCUCAGAAACCCUCCGCGUUGGCUGCUUCGGUGUCCACUGGUACAGAGUCAUCCUCGACGAGGCCCACUCAAUCAAGAAUCGCAACGCAAAAGCCACAAAAGCAGCCUGCGCGCUGGAUGCCGUCUAUCGCUGGUGUCUAACCGGGACGCCCAUGCAGAACAACCUCGAUGAGCUGCAAAGCUUGGUCCACUUCCUUCGCAUCAAACCCUAUUCUGAAUUGGACCAUUGGCGCGAGAACAUUACUCGGCCCAUGAACAACGGCAAGGCUGGUCUCGCAUUUAGAAGACUCAAGCUCAUCCUGAAGAGUUUCAUGAAGCGCCGAACCAAGGAUAUUCUCAAGCAAGACAAUCAGCCCAAAGAUGGUAAAACUCGCGCCAAAAAUGAAGGGAAAGACCCAGGGUUCAAGAUAGUAGCUCGAAUCGUGGAGACUGUCGAGGCUGAAUUCAGUCAAUCAGAGCAGGAGUUCUACAAUCGACUGGAAUCAAGAACGGAUCGAAGUCUCGAAAUGAUGAUGGCGGGGAAUAAGAUGAGCUAUGCUUCGGCAUUGGUUUUACUCAUGCGCUUACGACAAGCAUGCAAUCACCCGAAGCUCACGGGCAGCGAUCUGAGCACGGAGACUGAUGCAACAAGUGGUAGUCAGACUCCGAGUCGUAGAAAGGCCAGCGCGGAGGACGAUAUGGACAAUAUUGCGAACAUGCUUGGUGGACUGAGUGUCGAAACCAAGAAGUGUGAUAUGUGUCUAACCGAAUUGACGCCUGGAGAGGCCGCUAAGGGUGCAAUUCGAUGUUGGGAGUGUCAAGAGGAUCUGGACAAGCAGAACGAUCGAGUCAAGGCGGUUGUGAAGAAGAAGAAAGAGAAGAGACGCAAAUCAGAGGUCAAGACAAUCAAAGCGCAACGAAAAGUAGCACGACACGUUGUUCUGGACAGCGACGAUGAAGAUGAUGCUGAAACCCCCGAAGACGACGAGGAGAUUUCCUCCCCUUCAGGCGAGGACGAAGACGAAGAUGACGACUACACCUCCUCUGACGAAGCGGACGCCUCCCCACCCACAGUCAUGCAAUCCACAAAGAUCCGCCACCUUCUGCACGUCCUCAAAGAAGACAGCCACAGGCACAAAUACAUUGUCUUCUCUUUCUUCACAUCGAUGCUCGACCUCAUCGAGCCGUUUCUGAAGACAAGCCGGAUCCGCUACGUCCGUUACGAUGGAAAGAUGCGCAACGACGCGCGUGAAGCGUCUCUCCACGCCCUCCGUACUGACCCCUCGACAAGAGUUCUGCUCUGCUCGCUUCGGGCUGGCAGCCUUGGCCUCAAUCUGACGGCGGCAAGUCGGGUCGUGAUCCUUGAGCCGUUCUGGAAUCCCUUUGUCGAGGAACAAGCGAUUGAUCGCGUCCAUCGAUUGAAUCAGACCGAAGAUGUCAAAGUCUAUAAGAUGACCAUUAAGGGCACUGUCGAGGAGAGAAUACUGGAACUCCAAGAGAAGAAGCGCGAGUUGGCGAGGCAGACCAUUGAAGGCCAGGCGGGCAAGAAGAAGGCCCUGGGUCUGAGUCUGCAGGAUAUGAUGCGGUUGUUUCGCCGGGACGCGGAGGACGAGACGCCCAUUGAUGUUGAGCAAGUGGGCAAGGGACGGAGUAAGGGAUUGUUGGAGCGACGAGCGGAUGUGCCGACAACGAUCCCGGGUUCAGAGGCAGCCUCUUCUUCUUCCAUCACUACUGGUGCGAACGGAGACGGUCGCAACCAUGCUCAUGCUCAAGCUCCGCGGAGGGGCGCCAGUGGUGGUGGAUGGUCCAGCAACAAGCCGCGCGUGAGUGGUGAUGGCAGCAAGAGGAAUGAGAAUCCUGUCUUUGGUAGACGAUGGGAUUGA